Molecule: messenger RNA, 7735 nt
Organism: Folsomia candida
Lineage: Eukaryota; Metazoa; Arthropoda; Collembola; Entomobryomorpha; Isotomidae
Product: probable sodium/potassium/calcium exchanger CG1090
Exons: 11
Coding region: 1659-3452 (597 amino acids)
Biological process (GO): intracellular calcium ion homeostasis; calcium ion transmembrane transport
Cellular component (GO): membrane
Molecular function (GO): calcium, potassium:sodium antiporter activity; calcium channel activity
Source: RefSeq, a predicted model, not a curated record
ACAUUUUCUUUUCACUUUUCUCCCCACUUUUGGCAAAACUGAGAGGCUUUGGACUGGGUUUGGGUGCACGACUAGCCCAGUUAGUUGGUGCUCGUCGGUGGAGUCAGCCGCGUCGUGGGCCUUUCGCCUGCACGGGUCGAGACAAAAAAUACAUCUUUCUCUCUCUCUCUAUCUCUCUCUCUCAUCUCUCUCUCUGCCUUUUCUUCUUAUCAAUCUGCCUCAUCCAACAUCGCCAAAAGUCUCUCUUACCAUCAUCUCUCUCUUCCAACCCCAAACCAACAACUCGAACAUCUCCUGGCAGCAAAUCAUUGCCAAAAUAUGCAAAAUUAACAACUUGCCAUUCAUCAACUCAUUAAAGUAAAAAUAUAAGCAGACCAUCAUCGGAUUGAAUUUCGUCUCACCAGUAAUUGCACAAACGUCGGAGAGAAAGUAAGAUCUUUUUUAAUUCUGUAUCUCUCGCUGCCUCUCUCUCUCUGUGUCUCAAUCUGUCCGUAACUUCUUCCGUAAUUUCACUUGAUGUGCAUCUCUUCCACCAACAAAAGUACAUACACUCACUCUCUCAGUGGACACUGGCCUUCUUCCCACCACAACAAAACAAAUUGCACAACGACACAAUUAUUCUAGCCACCAAAACUCACCCAACAUCACAAACUACAACCUACUACAACAUAAUCUUUACUCUGUAAACCUGUGGCUUGUGUGCAUACAAAUUUCUCCAGACUUUGAGCUGCUCUAGCUCUCAAGUUGUGGUGGAACAUUUCUUCAAUAACUUCUUCCUCUGCAAAUCUGGCUUUAGGUCUUGAUUGGUAAUUCUGAGUAACACUGUAAAUUUCUGUUCAAUGUGAAUGACUCUAAAUUAACAAUUAUUGUACAUUAUACAAUAACAAUAUUUGCAUCCCUCAUCAUCAUCGUAACUUUCUUCUCUUCCAAACACUUCCACUCGUUGUUUAACUGUCAUUUGCACGUAUACUUGAUUGUGGUAGUUGCUAAUGCUACACACUUGAUGUGAACACUAUAUGUUUGACACCAAUAAUAAGUACCCGAAGAGACCUUUGUGUUGUAUUCAUUGACAAUCGAUUUGCCAGUUUACCAAACAAAUAUUUUAACUUUGAACACUUUGAAUUUUGAUUUUGAUCGACCCGUGCAGGCUACACUCGUACCAUCGCUUUUUGGGUGCGACUACGGAAUAAGACCUACAUGUAGGAAAUUUGUGGCUUCUUAAUAACACCUCCAACGAAGCAGUCGACCCACACACCCAACCAACCAACCAACCAACUAGGUUACUGCCAUCCUGAUUUUGUCACCAUCUUCUUUCCUAAUAAGUUUAGCAGCAAAUUAUAACAGCAUCAAGUUGUGGGUUGGAAUCUCAACAUUCCCGUCUCCUCAAAGAAGGCACAUAGCAGAAGAAGGGUUGAGGAAGUGCAUACGCCGAAGAAAAAAUCAAUCAAUCAGUAUGUUCUCCGUCGUAUGACAUCAUCAACGACAAAGACAAAAAAAGAGAGGAAGAUAACGUCGCAGACUGGACUAAUGGAUUCCAAGACGAAACAACAAUAAGGCCUCGAAUCGAGUGAAAAGGGAAAUACCAAAUCAACAUCUGGACCUGAAAUAAAAGUUGUCGCUUCUUCUGGAUUUGUUGUCCUCGAAGUAACUACACAAAAAUGCCAAGCAGAGAAAGAAUGUCCUCCACCUGCCCAGAAUCAUCAGGUUUCGCAUCCGUGAGUCCCAACACCAACGGCGUCGUGCGAGUGAGGAAGAGACGAUCACGUACCUCGUACUUCGUCAUCUUUUCUGUCUUUCUUGUCAUCAGUGCCCUCAAGUCGACGUACGGUGAAGAUAAGUCGAAGCACCAUGAGCACACGACACCCUCCAAAACCCAUCACGUCGACGGGGGGGAAGGGGGUCACCAUCACGAGGGGAAGGAAAACGAGCACCACCACUCCACCAUGAAUUAUAAGUUGCACCACACUUCCACCACGCCGUCGUCCGAUGACUUGCCCAUCCUCGACGAGAACUCGACAUCAAUUUGGGGAAGUAAGUGCAUCAAACCGGCCAUUGAGCAAUUUCCACCGACGAUAAUGGGACCUGGAUUGAGGAACAAGGGAGGAUUUAUCAUUCACGUGGCCGUGGCUGCCUACACCUUCUUGGCAUUGGCGAUAAUUUGCGAUGAGUUUUUCGUCCCGUCUUUGGAGAAGAUGUGCGAAGUUCUAAAAAUGCAACCGGAUGUCGCAGGAGCGACGUUCAUGGCCGCAGGGUCAUCUGCACCAGAGUUGGCAACGGCGUUAAUUGGUGUAUUUAUUGCAAAGGACGACAUCGGCGUGAGCGGAGUCAUUGGCUCGGCCGUAUUCAACAUAAUGUUUGUCAUUGCAAUUUGCGGUUUGAUGACCCAAACGGUGCUCUAUCUCAACUGGUGGCCCUUGGUGCGUGACUGCUUCUUCUACAUGCUCUCCAUCCUUGCUCUCCUGAUUUGUAUAUAUGACGAAAAAAUCGAAUGGUAUGAAUCCAUAUUCCUUCUAUUGUUGUACGGGCUCUACAUUUGGGCAAUGUAUAUGAACACCGUGUUGGAAGCUUGGGCUAACACCCUGCCAAUCCCAUUUCCCGUUCACGACCCUUCCGUCCUUCCCUCGGAGAAAUCAGGACUUGUCACCUUCAAAUCAGCGCCAGGAGACCCGAAUCAGUCCACCGCCAACACAAUGGGAUAUGGUGAAACUCAGCAAGCGUCCAUCGACUAUUCGGCCGGUGGUGGGAUGGAUGGGGCGGGUGGAGAAUCAGGAUAUGACCCCCCAAAUAAAGUUCCUGUGGUCCCCGUGUCCAUCAUGACCCAAUUCAAUCCCCCGGAAGGAGGUGCAUUUAAACAAGGUCUGUGGAGGGUGUCACUCCCCCUCAUCUACCUUUUCUACUACACCGUGCCGGACUGCCGAUUGGAACAGUGGCGUUCUUGGUAUGUCAUCACUUUCACCAUGGCAAUGGUUUGGAUCGCCAUAUUUUCCUACUUCAUGGUUUGGAUGAUCACUGUUGUGGGUUUCACACUUGGAGUGCCAGACACUGUCAUGGGUCUCACUUUCGUCGCAGCCGGAGUCAGUGUGCCAGAUGCGCUUUCAUCUCUCGCUGUGAUGAAAGAAGGUUAUGGUGACAUGGCCGUUUCCAACGCUGUUGGCUCGAAUGUGUUUGACAUCCUAAUCUGCCUCGGUCUACCCUGGUUCCUUGCCACGGUCGUCAUCAACCCUGGAGACUCUGUCCAAGUUAUUAGCAAAGGACUCACAUACUCAACUCUAUCACUGCUUUCCACCGUGGCAUUCCUACUCAUUGCGACCCACUACAACAAGUGGCAGUUGAACAAAACCUAUGGCGUGGUUCUCAUGCUGUGGUACCUUCUGUUCAUGAUUCUGGCCAGUCUGUACGAACUCAAUGUCUUUGGCGAAUUUAAUCCGCCAGAAUGCGCAAGCACAUACUGAAAACUGCGCAGAUUUUCAAGCACUAAAUAACAGCUUCUAAAAAACCGAAAGUCUUCAUACUGCCUACUAAAAUUUGAUGUACUGACCAUAUGUAUAAUGAUGAAACUAAAUACGACGAGGAACAAGUACGCACUUUCCCUCUAUCCCUUACUUACUACACGUAAAAAAAGAGAGACAGAGACAAACACACCCCAAAAAAUCUUCGAGAGAGACGAAGAGAGAAAGGAAACCAGAGAGAUUCCAAUACACACGAAAUCCGAGGGGGAGAUGUACUUAUUGUUCAACGAUACCCAGAAACUGACGUCCACUACUGACUACCAACAAUUCUAAGGACUCAUGGUACACUCUUUUUUAAUCUGGCAUCGGCUGCAUUAAUUCUCACAGUUCUUGCCAAAGUAAUCCUCAAACUUUACUGAUUAAACUUUGUUUGCAUUCCUACGAAGAUAUCGUAUCAGUUCUUACCACCAUCAUCACCAUCACGUUACUUCACGUUAGUGUGCAUAGUAUAAUGCACCUCAUAUGUCAACUGGUCGACUUGGAUUACUUACUGUAUUUCUGAUACUUGUUAUAUAUGAUAUGUAUUGAUAUAACUUAUAGGUUUUAAUAGUUUGUAAACUUACAAUACAAAUUAAUUAUCCAUUAUGAAAUAUUUAACUAAAUAUGUAGGUAAUUGAAAUUGAUCAAAUCACUCCAACAAGCUACAAUAAUUGAUCACAGUUGAGUGGUUGGCACUGGACUGAACUGUGACCAAACGACUUGUGGGUUAAAGAAAUGAGCCAAUGUCGCCUUUCGAAGAAUAAAAUUGCGAAAUUAUUAUUCCGAGCAAUAAAAGAAUGCACAGGGUUCUUGUCGGCGCCCUGUGCCGUUCUUUGGCGAACAGUGUGGGUGGCAUUGGCUCGAUUCUCGUUAAAAUUCAAACUCAUGAAAUUAUGGCAUGACAUUCAUCCUGGGAAAAGUCGGCAAUUUCUAGGUUGAAAGUCAUUUGUUUGAUGAACGUAUAUCCUCCAGUAAAUAAAUUUUCAAAAGUUACCCAUUUUUUAAUUUAUCAACGUUCAAAAUUGGAAAUUGUUCAAGGCUAAAUUUAAUGAGGAGAUUUACUAGAAACAUGUUAUUCAAUUAAGAGGCAGAAUUUUCAUCUAUUUAGUUAUGGACUCACGUCUCAUAUUUGAGUCUCAAAAUCAUGUCGAAGGAACUAAAAAAUAUAUAAUUCGGCUAAAAAUAUAUUACAAAUCGGUAUAAAACUUAAGUACUGCAAUUACGUAAUUCUACUUAAAGUUACAACCUUAAGAAGAAAACUUGUAGUGAUUACUUCGACAAUAACUUCAACAACAAAAUGCCAAUCUUUCAAAAUGCUUGUACAACUAAUUUGGAAGAAGUAAAUGUGUAGGUACUUGUUCAUUAAAUGUUACAAUUCUGUUUGCUAUAAGGUAAUAAGAAAUCAUGCAUGAAACUAAUAAUUUAGCUGCUAUACGACUAUUAUUGUCAGAGCAAACUUUACUCAGAACGUAAAGAUGAGAAAAAAGGUACAGUGUGAUUUCGUUGUAUAUAAAAAACAUCAUCUAAGAAAGUUGUCAAUUAACUUGUAUUCUUACCGAUAUAUGUAUAUUGUUACAAAUAGAUUUGCUAAUUAAUUAUCACAUUCAUCUCUUCAUAAAUUAUUAGUUUGACAAUCGGUAAUUCAAAAAAUGUAACAAAAUUACUAUUUUCAUACCUUAUUUUUAAAUCGUUGUUAUCCGGCACCGUAAUUGAGGCUGAAAAUUAACAAACUACUUUACUAAUUUUUAUGAAUUUACUUUAAUCUGCGACAACUUUGGAUCUAUUGUAAGCCGCAAUGUCGUAUUUAUAACAUUUGAGUUGCAUUUUUAGUUACAUGGGUUAAUUUAUUUAUAUAAAAACUAGAUUAACACCUACAUUUAGAGAUAGCUGUUGAACUAGGAUAUAGAGAUAUAUGUAGAAGUAGUGGUGAAUAGCUGUGUUAUAUACAGCAUCCCAUUACAAUUCUGGUUGCAUAAGUCCAAUUAACAAUGCAUGAUUAAAUAUGACUUGCUUGCCUUUAAUUAUUAACCUGGCUGGAUACAUUUUAGCCCCAAAGUUCGCAUGAUUCCAGGCUUGCGUAACAAAAACAUGAUGAAACUUUGUUAAGAUUCUGGCUUUCCUUUUACAUUUAACUUAUGACAUCAACAAACCUGGUCAAUACUUAAAAAAGACCACAAUCACAUAAUUCCACACGAAAAAAAACUGUUCCAAUUUGUUCCAACCAGGAAUAACGAUUCAACAAUAUUAACUAUUGCACUGAAUUGGACGCAACAAAAACAUCUUUGAAAAAGCAGCCGUUAUCAAAAAUUUAUUAAUUUUUCGAAUAUCCACAUGUACAGAAAUCCAAGAUACUAUACAAGAAAAAAUAUGUAAUCUAGUCAAAUUAAUAAUACUAUUACAAUUAUAGUGUAAUUGAUGUGCUUAAAAUUACGUCAAGUAAAGUCUGGCAAUUUAUAGCAAUUCGUGUCUGUUGUAGAUAAGGAACUCGUUAGGUAAGAGAAGAAAGCAUGAGAAAAUGCGACUCAUGGACUAAUGACAAUAAUCAAGAGUAAUUAGACCUUUGAGUGUCUGACUUUAAUUGUAGAUUUUAGACAAUUAGCUAUCUACUCAUAGUCGUAGUUGCUAUAAAACAGUCGUUAACUUUUGAGUCAGUUUUUUGGUUCACUUAUUACAAGAAGCAUUUAAACGUAGCCUGUAUACAAAUAAGUAAAAUACAUACUGCAUAAUUAAGUAUAUGUAAAUAGGGUUAUAAUUGUAAAAAUAGAUCGUUUACUAAAUAGUGUAAUGGUUUAUAUAUUAAUUGAUGUCGGUAUUGUUCUGAUCACAUUCACAGCUCCAGCAGUUCGUUUUACUCGACAUUACAAGAACUCACAUUUUGGAGGUGUGGAUAAUAAGAUAUCGUUUUUCUAUACAAUAAGAAUAGCUAAUCUAUCAAAUUAUUCAUUAUGUAUGAUCUCUUCUACAUAUACUCGAAAAGAUGCUGGUAAUAUGGUUCUAAAAUUAGGUUCUACUUAAACAAUGUUAUCAUCAUUCACACUUAUUUUGUGAAUUUCGUGUUGUAUGCGUUAUUAUUACUACAACCAGAAAAUCACAGAUAUUGAAGAUACAAAUAUUCUUAACACUUGAUAGUCUAAUGGCUUGCUUAAUAUAAUACGUACAUAUUAGGUAGCUAAACUAACUCCCAAAAUGCUUCAGCUUUUGGCUUGGCUAAAAAAACUUUCUCUGAAACAUGCAGAUGUUGACUCAAAAAGGGUUAAAAUGUGACAAAUAUAUAAAACAAAGAUAAUAAUUGAUUUUGAUGAUCUGAACAAAAAGUUAUCAAUUCAAAUUUACUCAAAAAGUCAAUAAGGAACACGACGACAAUAUAUUCAAGCUAAAUUCACCUCAAAUACAUACAAUAAUGUGCGAAACAGAAAAAUGAAUAGACUUUUGACAGUGCUGACAAUUAAAAUUUCUCUCUUCUUCCUUAAAUUUCCAAUGACAAUACAAUACAGCCCUCAUUGUUUUAGCAUUGAUUCGUUGACAAUAAUGUUUCGAUUCAAAAAGAAAAUUUGUACUAUUCUUCAAAAAUAAGAAAGCUCCAAGAUUAUAUAUCAGAUGAAAAAUUUAAUCAAAACCAUAUAAUGCAUUCAACACUGUAAUAUUUCGUUCACACACAAAAACACUGCACUCGUCACCAAUCCUGAAAAUCAACGGAUAUGCAAAUUUCAGCACAAAUAUAAAAAUUAAAAAUCUGCACAUAUUCCGCACUGCACAUCCCUUCCACUUUACAGCAUGCACUGCACUGCACUUGUAGUAAUUGAUCUAUCUAAAAAACAGUCUUGAUCGUAGUAAAUCCAAACAAAAAAAGUAUUAAAGGUAUCCAAAACAACUAAAAAUUGAUUCCAUGAAAAAUUGGGAAUGAUUCAAUUCGUCUCCCGUAAACAAUUUUACCUCAUCUGACUCGCAUGCAUGUUAAAUAACUAGUAAAAAACACUUAAUAAGUAGUAAAAACUUUAGACUAUUGCAAUCUUCUUGUCACAAAUCAUCUCAACUUAUCUACAAAAAACAAUAAUCGUAUCACGUUAAACUCUUAGAUUUUAGUCUCUUAGAAAAAGAAUGUGAGUAAAAGUAAACAAGAAUUGUCUCAUCUUAACCUUAUUCAUAAUCACUACUCUCACCUCUCUCUUGUCAAUUGCAAUUACAACUGAAUGUGGUGUCAGGAUGUUGAUGGAUGAAGUAAUAAAAAUUAGUUGUACUUACCAUUA